GAUUAUGUUGUAGUGAACAUUUGUUUUUUUCUAUUUAUUUAUUACCAGCGGCUUGUGGGACUACAAUAACAUUUUGUAAAUAAAUAAAAACAUCAAAAUUUCGGAAAACACGCUUUAAAGAGUGCUAAAAUACAGUUCUUGAAAAGUGCAGAUAAAACGCUCAGCCCAUUAACUGUACCAACAGUUUGUACGUUUAACUUGGAACAAACCCAAGACGCGAAGAACCAAAAAAAGCAAAAAACGAAAACCACAUUCAAACCAAACCCUUCUCCAAAGCCUCAGCUUAAGCGCGGCAAGUGUCUUCGGCCUUAAAUGUUCAUCAAAAAUAAUACAAUUUUGAAUAGCAGCAGCAGUGGAGUUGGCGCAAGCAUUGGCGGCAGCGGCAUCGGCAUAGGCAUUGGCAGUAGCAGUCUUGGUGUUGACAGCAUCGUUGGCGGUGGGAGUGAGAGUGUUGGCGCCAGCAGCGUGGCAGGCAGUUUGAGUAUCGCAAGCAGUAGCAGCGUCGGCGGCAGCAGCAAUAGCAUCGGCGGCGGCGGAGGUGGUGGCGGCGGCGGUGGCAGCGCAGAGUUGCUUUACCCGAGCAGCAGCAGCAGUAGUAGUUCGAGUGCAAGUGGCCAAGUUAGCAGCGCUUGUAGUCAUAGCGGUAGUAGCAGUAGCGUCAGCGGAGGUAGCGCAGCGCCUUUAAAUCCAACACGGCCAUCGCGCAGCACCGCGCAGACUGAAAAUAAUAAUAGCGUUAGUGGUGGCAAACGCGGCCUCAAUUUGAGCUUAUUACACAAUCACAGCAAUAAUUCGAGUAGCAGCAGCAGCAACAGUUGCAGCAGCGGCAAUAACAACAACACUGCCAUCAGCAGUGGCCUUGGCACAUUAGUUGGCCACAGUGUUGGUGGCAUUGUCGGCAGUGGUCGGCGUUUGAUUGGCGGUCUUGGUGGCAGCAUUUGGCGUUCGGCCACCUCGAACACAUCCUCCUCAUCGUCGUCGUCAUCGUCCGCCUUAUCCUCAGCCGCUGUUACAGCCUCCGCGCCGCCAACGGCAGCAAACUUAAGCGCUCACGCACCGGCUAGCGCAACAGCAUCCGUCUCCUCAAAUACGACAUCGGCUUCAUCGCCGACAGCUUCUUACGCCAAUUCGACAGCCAGCAGCAGUGCUGUUGCUUUGACCAUUACUGACGGUCUGGGCGCCAAUAGCGGCGGCGGUAAUAAUUAUUUUGUCUGUGGCAGCGCACCGGCGGCAGUAGCAGCAGCAGCAACUGCGGCAGCAAUUGUUUAUAGCGCCGGCAAUAAUCGGGCUAGCGGCAUUGGUAGUAGCGGUAGCAGCAGCUAUCUGCGCGGUCAUACAAAAACUUUACUAUUUCAAACGGUUAACGCAACAACAGCAACAACGGGUAGCAGCGUGAGCGCAAUUGCUGGCGGCGAGAGCAGCGCCAUCAUCAAAAUGGACGAGGAGGACUCGAUGGAUGAGGACAUGCCACAAACAUUCCUCAGUUCUUCGGAUACGGAUGAUGAACCUAUAAAACAACUGCCAAAAGAAAUUCUUUUACGUAUAUUCUCCUAUUUGGAUGUGGUGUCUUUAUGCAGAUGUGCACAAGUCUGCAAAUAUUGGAAUGUGCUAGCCUUGGAUGGGUCGAGUUGGCAGAAAAUCAAUUUAUUUGAUUUUCAACGUGACAUCGAGGGUCCAGUUAUUGAAAAUAUAUCCCAACGAUGUGGUGGCUUUUUGAAAUUUCUUUCAUUGCGCGGCUGUCAAUCAGUUGUUGAUAAAUCAAUAAGAACAUUAGCAUUUCACUGCCCCAACAUAGAAAACUUGGACUUAUCCGAAUGCAAGAAGAUCACCGAUAUAUCGACACAGUCAAUAAGCAAAAACUGUGCAAGAUUAACAGCAAUCAAUUUGCAAUCGUGCUCUAAUAUAACCGAUGAUAGCUUGAAAUAUAUAUCGGAUGGUUGUCCGAACUUACUUGAAAUCAACAUUUCAUGGUGUCAUUUAAUCUCAGAGAAUGGCGUUGAGGCCUUGGCGCGCGGCUGUAAAAAGCUACGCAAAUUCUGCAGCAAAGGUUGUAAACAGGUCAACGACAAUGCCAUCACCUGCCUGGCCAAAUUCUGUCACGACCUAAUGGUGCUCAAUUUACACAGCUGUGAGUCAGUCACCGAUGCCUCGAUACGACAGAUCGCAGCCAAUUGUCCUAAAAUGCAAAAGCUGUGCGUUUCGAAAUGCGCCGAACUAACUGAUCUCUCACUUAUGGCUCUCUCACAGAACAAUCCGAUGCUGAAUACGCUCGAAGCGUCUGGCUGUCGUAAUUUCACCGAUAUCGGUUUUCAAGCAUUAGGCAAGAAUUGCAAAUAUUUGGAACGUAUGGACUUGGAGGAGUGCAAUCAGAUAACAGAUUUAACGCUGGCGCAUCUGGCUACCGGUUGCCCCAGUUUAGAGAAAUUGACCUUGUCGCAUUGCGAGCUUAUCACUGACGAUGGAAUACGUCAGCUGGCGGCUGGUUGUUGUGCAGCUGAAAGUUUAUCCGUCCUCGAAUUGGAUAAUUGUCCAUUAAUCACCGAUCGUACAUUAGAGCAUUUAGUAUCUUGUCACAAUUUACAAAGAAUCGAGCUAUUCGACUGCCAAAUGAUUUCGAGAGCAGCAAUACGAAAAUUAAAGAAUCAUCUACCAAAUAUUAAGGUACACGCCUAUUUUGCACCAGUAACACCGCCACCAGUCACCACUGGACAUCGCCCACGGUAUUGUCGCUGUUGUGAGAUUCUCUGAGAUUCGGCCAUCGGCUUCGCCAGGAAAUUCUUGUGCAAGGGCCCUACUGACUGAUGUUUGUAUAUAUUUACUAGUACAUUUUUAAUUGUUCUGACGAUCAUAAUGACAUCGCUAACACUCAUGUAUCUCUUCUCGAUGAUUUUUUAUGUUUUUUGAAAAUUAACUAAAAAUAUUAAAGAACAAAUGACAACAUGCAUAAAUAACUACAAAAACAACCACUACUAUAAUCACAAGAAUCACAAUUAAAAAUAGGAAAGAAAGCCAAUGCAAGUGGUGGCAUGAUUUAAUGUUUUCGAAAACUAGCUAAGGCAAUUGCAGUCAACCCCAGCAAAACAAAACAAAGAUUAUGUUUGAAUAAUGCUCUGUAAUUGAAAUUUAUUGUAUAUGCAUAGGCAAAGCUUGGAAUUACGUGAUUGCACUGUAAAAAUAGAGCAGAAAUGUAAACAAACCAAAAAAAAUGGAAAUUAAAUGCAAAGCGGAGUGAAAGCAAAAAUUAUUAAAUGUAAAUUCGAAUUGAUUGAGACAAAUUCACUGAGUUUUUAAGUCAAAUGGACUUUAUAAGGCAAAGGAACGCGAUCUAUGUUUUUAAGUAAUAUUGUACGAAUAAAAGGUUUUGUUUUAACGAAAUUCUAAAAUCAAAAUAUAAUGCACAAAGCAAAAUUGAGAAUUAUAAAAGACUAAACGUUUAAAGCGAAAGAAAAAAAGAAGCAAAAAUAAGUAAUUAAUUUAUUGAAAUUCAAAAAAAAAAAAAUCACUUAACUGCAGAAAAAUCAAUAAAAGAAGAAAAGUAAAUUUACAAAAGAAUUCGCGUAAGACGCUUUGCAAUUUUACAAAAUUUUCGCCGAUUUUUGUGUUUCGCGCACGCAUGCCGUAAAGUGAGUAUUAAGAAAA
This is a messenger RNA of Rhagoletis zephyria (snowberry fruit fly), 3639 nucleotides long. Its product is annotated as F-box/LRR-repeat protein 20. Gene Ontology annotation, biological process: SCF-dependent proteasomal ubiquitin-dependent protein catabolic process. Gene Ontology annotation, cellular component: SCF ubiquitin ligase complex. The record is from RefSeq and is a predicted model, not a curated record. NCBI's taxonomy places the organism in Eukaryota, Metazoa, Arthropoda, Insecta, Diptera, Tephritidae. Gene Ontology annotation, molecular function: protein binding.